Aspergillus ruber CBS 135680 is the source of this 1638-nucleotide messenger RNA. Its product is annotated as chitin deacetylase CDA6. Gene Ontology annotation, biological process: carbohydrate metabolic process. The record is from RefSeq and is a predicted model, not a curated record. The coding region runs from base 86 to 1438 and encodes 450 amino acids. The transcript has a single exon. Gene Ontology annotation, molecular function: hydrolase activity, acting on carbon-nitrogen (but not peptide) bonds; chitin binding. NCBI's taxonomy places the organism in Eukaryota, Fungi, Ascomycota, Eurotiomycetes, Eurotiales, Aspergillaceae.
CCCAUUGUCUCCGCUACGUUGGACAAAGGAGGCCAGGGCAGCGAGCUGCGGACUGAGAACUUCGAGAACCGGUGUGGUCCCAAGUAUGGCAAGUGCGGAAAGGGCAAGUGUUGCUCAACUGCCGGUAAGUUCUGCGACAGAAUACAUUCGAAUGGGAAGAACGAGACGUGCUGACAUUUCUCGGACAGGCUACUGCGGAUCGAGCAAGGCUCAUUGCCGCUCCCCUGACUGUCAGAUCGACUUUGGUCACUGCGAUGGCCUCUCAUCCCCCGAGGGUCCGUCUACCGAGAAAAUCCGCAGACCGAAGAUUGGCACCGCGCCCUAUGGACCGAAUGUCAUCCGUUCAUGUGCCGUCCCGGGUACCGUUGCUUUGACGUUCGACGAUGGCCCUAGGGAAUACACCGAAGAGCUUCUCGAUCUGCUGGAGAGGUAUAACGCCAAGGCGACCUUCUUCAUUACGGGUAACAACGGCGGCAAGGGACCUAUCGAUGACUUCGACAUGCCCUGGAGCACGUUGAUUAAACGCAUGCGACUUGAAGGUCAUCAGGUUGCCAGCCACACCUGGUCUCACCAGGAUCUCAGCAAAAUCUCGCACGACCAGCGCAAAGACCAGCUCUUAAAGAACGAGAUGGCUCUUCGUAAUAUCCUGGGCGGCUUCCCGACUUACAUGCGUCCUCCGUACUCAAGCUGCCUUCCCGAGUCUGGUUGCCUUGAUGACUUGGGUAAGCUUGGAUACCAUGUUGUCUUGUACGAUCUCGACACUAGUGACUAUGCCCACGACAGUCCCGACGCCAUUCAGGUCUCCAAGGACAUUUUCAACAAGGCUGUGGACCCAUGGAAGGUCACCGACAAAUCCUGGUUGGUCAUCGCUCAUGAUGUCCAUGAGCAAACAGUCCACAACCUCACUGAGCAUAUGUUGCGCAGAAUCCGGGACCGUGGCUACCAUGCGGUGACUGUAGGUCAGUGUCUCAAUGACCCUGAGGAGUACUGGUACCGUGAGGACCCCCACGGGCCACUUCACAUCGACAAGGAAGGCAAAGAAAGUCGCAAGAAGGAUAACAAGGGCAAGUCUUCUACCUUCAAAGCCAUUACUCUGGACGGCACCUGCGGCGUGAAUGUCACAUGCGUUGGCUCUGCGUUUGGUCCCUGCUGCAGUAGUGCUGGUUAUUGCGGCAACUCUACGGCGCACUGCGGUACAGGUUGUCAGUCCGACUUUGGCCGUUGCUUCUGGCCCGGCUCCGACAAGCUUCUUCCGAACGGUACUACCAUUGGAAUCCCGGCUAAGCCCAAGGACACGGCAUCUGGAUGGUUACCGAUCGACAAGGACAAAGAUGCUGCAAAGAGACCGGUGAAGUCGGGAGCCGGCUCUCUUGUCAAGACCGGAGCCUCUGUCACGGCAUUGGCUUUGCUUACUUCCGCAACGGUUCUUUUGACUUGACCAUUUUUAUGACACAAGAGAAUGACUUGUCUGUUGUUGAAUUCGCGCUUGAUGGCUUAUUUUUCUGUUUGGAUUGAAUUUGGGUUUCAGAUUGCACCGGGUUAGUUUGUGUUCCCUCGUUUGUUUGCAGACUUGUGCAGUAGCUUAGCGGAGUUAUUAGAAAAAGAUGAUGCUCGCUUCGAGCGAUUGAUACUCCUGGU